GCCCAGAAAUAACACGUUUCCCGUUUCUCAUCUCAUCGACGAUUUCCGUUUCCCUUUUGGGUUCCCGUGCCGGGUUCCUCUGAAACCAAUCCCCAUCACGUGAUCUGGGAGCGUCUCCAAUACUUUCUGGGAAAUUCCUCAAAUCCCUCUUUUUUUCUCUCCCACGGCGCUCCCUCCCUUUUACGAGUUCCUUCCAAAAAAAAUCCCAAUUAAUUCCACCGAUGGAGGCCGGGCGGCGGAAGGCGGCGGUGGAGGCGUGGACGCCACCCUACUGCACGGUGGUGGGCGUGGACACGAGCUGCGGCUUCUGGUACCGCGCCUGCUCCAACUGCGAGAGGACCCUCCCCGACGACCCUCGCAACCCCAAUUCCAACCCUACCUGCCGCCUCUGCAGCCAGAAAACCUUCGCCGCUCCCUCCAAGCGCCUCUACCGCCUCCUCGUGUCGAUUGCGACGGUGGAUAAGGUGAUGGUGGUGGUGUGCUUCGACCGGGCGGCGCGAGUUCUGAUGGGGUGCUCCGCCGACGAGUUCGUGGACUUCUGUAGGGCCCACCCCUUGGCGGCGGAGAAGGCGGCGGAGAUGCUGGAGGGGGAGAUGUGCCGGAUGACGCUGGCUUCCUCCAAGAAGGGCAAUGCCGAGCACCUCCGCGUGGCCGCCGUGGAGCCGCUCCGGACUGGGUUCCGACCGGUCAUCGAGACGCUGAGGAAAAUGACUCGCACAAUACUAUUUGUCCAAGAGAAAGGCUCAGGCAAGAACAUGGGGAUGUAUUUUGGAAUUAUGCAUGAUGAUGUAAUGGUUGGAGGCUUGCAUGAAAUAUUUGGUGCAAUGUGAUAGUUACAGUCGAAGCACAAGUUGUAGAUUGGUUACAGCCGGGUUGGGUGACCACGAACCGAGCAUGGCGAAGAACAAGGCUUCUCUCAGUUCGAAUCUGAAGUGCCAUCACAUUCAAAGAACUAAUGGUAAAUCCAAUUAAACUUCUGUUUUUCUAUUCGAUCAUCAACAAAUCCGAAUGAUCUUAGCGCAUGAUACUUAACAAAUAUAUGUUAUCUUUGAUGCUUGUACUAGGUAAUAGAAAGCUUUUCGCUCGGUUACUAUGCAGCAAGAAAUUGCAUGCAAAGACAUUACUGUUAUUUAGUCACCCAAAAAAAAAA
Phoenix dactylifera (date palm) is the source of this 1150-nucleotide messenger RNA. NCBI's taxonomy places the organism in Eukaryota, Viridiplantae, Streptophyta, Magnoliopsida, Arecales, Arecaceae. The record is from RefSeq and is a predicted model, not a curated record.